GUUCUCUACGUCAGUCAUCAUCCACAAAAACUAGAUACUGUUUGGCGUGACAUACUGAGUCUACCUGAAAAUGCCAAGCCCAAUUUCCAUGAUUGUUAUAUAGCACCAGUUAUUGGAAAAUAUGGGGACCUGCAGUGGCGUAUCUCUCAUGGUGCGUUUCCAACUGGGAGAUUUCUGUUCAAAGCCUGUCUGAACAGUUCUGAUAAGUGUCCUUUCUGUGAUGAGGUCGAUACUCUCCAACAUAUCUUUUUUGAUUGCACGUCUAGUGACAACCUACUCUACCUCGCAUCUCGUCUGGUUCAAGAAGACUUUCGGAUUCCUGGUUGGUGGUUCAUAAUAUUACCACCCCGUCGCUCAAAACAGUUUCAUUCUAGCCAGAUUGAAGAUAUUGAUGGUUUGAAAAUCAUUCACAUCAGUGGUACAAAAGGCAAAGGUUCUGUGGCUGCCUUCUGUGAAAGUAUAUUACGUGCAAAUGGAUAUAAAACUGGAUUCUACAGUUCGCCGCAUUUGUGGGAUAUUUGUGAACGAUAUCGUGUCAAUAAUAUACCACUGACAAAGGCCGAUUUUUGUAGAUAUUUCUAUGAUGUCUACAAGAAAGUAGAUUCUACAAAAGAUGCAUUUGGAGGACUUAUGCCGUGUUUCAAGCGGUUCCCAGUAUUAAUGGCAUUUCACGUAUUCAUACAGGAAAAAGUUGACGUUUUCAUUCUGGAAGUAAGCAUUGGUGGGGAAUAUGACGCUACCAAUGUUGUACGAUAUCCCACAGUGACUGGAACCACUUGUCUUGACUUCGAUCAUACAAACAUGUUGGGAAAGACUCUCGAUAAAAUAGCAUGGCAUAAAGCCGGUAUAUUCAAGCCUGGUCGGCCAGCAUUCACAGUCCCUCAACCAGAAUGUGCCAUGGACACCCUGGUAUCUAGAGCCAAUGAAAAACACACACCGAUUCAGCUUGUACCCAACUUGGAUACCUAUGAUUGGCAGGGAAAACCAAUAAAGCUUGGCAUAGCAGGUGAACACCAGCAUAUGAAUGCUUCCUUGGCAAUACAGCUAUGUGCCACGUGGAUGGAAGAGAAUAACGAAAGUAUUGGUGAUCAGAAAACUAAUUUUGAAAGUAUUUAUAAUGAGAACCUGAAUGGCAGUAUUCCGACAGCUCCAGCAUUUACGUUACCUGACACAUUUAUACACGGACUACAAAACUGUUACUGGCCCGGACGUACGCAGACUAUAAAACGUGAGAAUGUUACGUACUAUUUGGACUCAGCUCAUACAAAAAAGAGCAUUGUGGCUUGUGUCAAAUGGUUUAAAGGAGAAUCAGCGAAGGAAGAACAAUUGCUGGGGCGACAUUGUGUGAGAGUGCUUAUAUUCAAUAUUUCCAAGGGCCGUGAUCCAAUAGCAUUCAUGGGAGAUAUAAAGCGUUGCAACUUUUUAGCUGCUGCCUUCUGUCCCGAUAUUACACUACCAAAAGAGAACGUCUUGACAAAACGUAUAGAAGAAGUGUAUCCAGUAGUUAGACGAAACAGAGACACUUGGCUAUUGGAAGAAGAAGCCGAAUUUUCUUCUGAUGCAUUUCCUCGGAAAACCACAUCUGCAAUGUUCACAUGUGCUUUGCAUGCUGUACAAUGGGCAUCAUGCGGAAAGGAUUCUCAUAUUGCACCUCCUGAGAGUCGACGACCCAACACCACCGCAAGGUGUCGCAGAAGCAGAGCACAUACAGAUUCUGGUCACCGGCAACCCACAUUUAGUUGCUUGUGUUAUGAAGAUUUUAGAUUCAGAUAUUUUGACUAA
Molecule: messenger RNA, 1782 nt
Organism: Saccoglossus kowalevskii
Lineage: Eukaryota; Metazoa; Hemichordata; Enteropneusta; Harrimaniidae
Product: folylpolyglutamate synthase, mitochondrial-like
Biological process (GO): tetrahydrofolylpolyglutamate biosynthetic process
Cellular component (GO): cytoplasm; cytosol; mitochondrion
Molecular function (GO): tetrahydrofolylpolyglutamate synthase activity; ATP binding
Source: RefSeq, a predicted model, not a curated record